Molecule: messenger RNA, 1221 nt
Organism: Camellia sinensis
Lineage: Eukaryota; Viridiplantae; Streptophyta; Magnoliopsida; Ericales; Theaceae
Product: NADH--cytochrome b5 reductase 1
Biological process (GO): electron transport chain
Molecular function (GO): cytochrome-b5 reductase activity, acting on NAD(P)H
Source: RefSeq, a predicted model, not a curated record
UAACUACUUUAACUUAUAGUAACUGUUUAAAAUUUGAGGUUGGUCUGGUUUUGUAUGGAGUGGAGAAUGGUAAACUGGUUUUCAAAUAUGGAAUUCCCAGGAACAUUGUUCCCCCUUCCUGAUGACAUGUUGAAUGAUGUUACAGUUGCUCUUCUCACUAUUUUCAUCACUACCGUUGCUGCUGCUGCUGUCGUUGCGGCCCGUCUUUAUUUCAAAAAGAAGCCUAAAGGGUGCUUAGAUCCUGAGAAAUUCGUAGAGUUCAAACUUGUUAAAAGGACAAAAGUUACCCAUAAUGUUGCAAGGUUCAGAUUUUCCCUUCCAACGCCUACUUCAGUCUUGGGUCUUCCUGUUGGGCACCAUAUAAGAUGCAGAGGAAAUGACAGCGAAGGUGAAGCAGUUAUCAGACCAUAUACCCCAAUUACUUUAGAUUCAGAUCUCGGUUACUUUGAACUUGUGGUAAAGAUGUAUCCAAAGGGAAGGAUGUCACACCAUUUCAGAGAGAUGCAUGAAGGCGAUUUCCUGGCUGUGAAGGGACCAACGGGGCGGUUCAAAUAUAAACCAGGCCAAGUUAGAGCAUUUGGGAUGCUUGCUGGUGGGACCGGCAUUACCCCAAUGUUUCAGCUUGCCAGAGCCAUAUUAGAGAACCCAAAAGAUAAAACAAAUUUGCAUCUUAUCUAUGCAAAUCAUACUUUGGAGGACAUUAUUUUGAAGGAAGAACUAGAUGUGUUCGCUAGCAAGUUCCCCAAUCGCUUCAAAGUUUAUUAUGUUGUAACCCAGGCUCCUACUGAUGCAUGGAAUGGUGGUGUUGGGCAUGUAUCAAAGGAAAUGAUUCAAAGCCAUUGCCCUUCACCCGGACCGAAUAUUCAGAUAUUGAGGUGUGGGCCAGCAGGCAUGAACAAAGCCAUGGCUGUUCACCUUAAUGCAAUUGGUUAUACUUCAGAAAUGCAGUUUGAGUUCUGAAUCUGAUCCAUCUGCUAGUUUCUACUUUGUAUAUGUUGUGAAUGUUAUUAAUGUUAUAAAGCUAAUAAAUGUUCUUUAAUUAGGAUUAGUUGACCUUACAAUUCACUAACAAAGGAGGAAAACUGUAUUGGCAUGACCUGUCAUGGCAUGAUAUGUUUUCUAAAAAUUCAAGAGUACAAUGUAGUUAUUUUAUCCUGACACUAUUCUAUGGACGGUUGAAUUAUAUUUUGUAUACAUCACAACUUGAUCUUUCACUUGCCA